AGAGCUUUGCAUUCUCCCCCGAGUACCCCAGGUGUGUGGCAGCGUGAUGGAAGGGAGCAGGUGAGGCAGAGCCGGCGCUCAUUAGCUGCAGUUAUGGCUGUUUAAUGCCACACGUCCGGGCUCAGGUGUGGAUGAUGUCCCCAGGGUCUGGCAGGUUCUCACCAUGGCUCCGUUACUAAGGCUUACAGUGAGCUGCACAGCGCGGAGCAGUCAGGGUUUGUCAGCAGUCAGGGUACAUAGCUCUGCAGUGCAGGUAGAGUCAGCACCGGGACCCCAGCCACAAUGAAUACCUUAACACAGAUGAUGUCCCAUCGCGCCCAGAGGAUGGAAAAAGAAGAGAUCAAAGCCUGGACCAAACCCAUGGAAAGAACUGAAAACCCCAGCACCCAGAAACGCGCCUGGAUCCUGGACCCUGCAGGAGGCUGGUAUUACACCUGGCUCAACAUCAUGGUGAUUCCAGUGACGUACAAUUGGGUCAUCAUCAUCUGCAGGUCCUGCUUCACCGACAUCCAGCACAAGUAUCUCAGCGUGUGGCUCAGCUUGGACUAUCUGUGCGACAUCAUGUACAUCAUGGAUAUAAUCGCCAGCUUCCAUACAGGGUUUCUGCAAGAAGGGAUCCUGGUCACAGACAGGAACCAGAUCGCCCGGAAUUACGUGUUCUCCGCAAAGUUCCGUUGGGACAUCCUUUCCAUUCUGCCAACCGACUUCCUUUACUUCAGAUUCGGCAUCCACACCCCUAGUGUACGCGUCAAUCGCUUUCUGCAUUUCCAUAGACUGUUUGAGGCCUUUGACCGCACAGAGACACGUAUCCCAUAUCCCAACGCUUUCCGCAUCUGCAAGCUGAUGGCCUAUGUCUUUGUGGUCAUCCACUGGAACAGCUGCAUCUACUUUGCACUGUCCGGCUAUGUCGGGUUUGGCAAAGACGCCUGGGUCUACCCCAACAUCUCUGACCCCGAGUUUGGACGCCUGGUGCGUCAGUAUCUCUACAGCUUUUAUUUCUCCACCCUGAUCCUGACCACCGUGGGGGACAUUCCUUCGCCCAUGCAGGAGGAAGAGUACAUAUUCAUGGUGGUGGACUUCCUCAUCGCCGUCCUUGGAUUUGCCACCAUCAUGGGAAGCAUCAGCUCGGUCAUCUCCAACAUGAACAGUGCAGACGAGGCUUUCUACCCCAACUACGACCAGGUGAAGCUGUACCUCAAGAUGUACAAGGUGAACAGGAGUCUGAAGAAGAAAGUCAUUGCCUGGCACCAGCAUCUCCAGAUCAACAAGAAGUUGACCAACGAGAACCAGAUCUUGGAGAAUUUGCCGGAGAAGCUGAGGGUCGAGGUGGCGGUCAGCGUCCACAUGUCCACUAUGAGCAAAGUGCAGAUCUUCCAGAACUGCGAGAAGAGUUUACUGGAGGAGCUGGUGCUGAAGCUGAAGCCGCAGGUCUACAGCCCCGGAGAGUACGUCUGCAAGAAGGGCGACAUCGGCCGGGAGAUGUACAUCAUCAAAGAGGGGAAGCUGGCCGUGGUCGCGGACGACGGGGUGACGCAGUUUGCUGUUCUAGGGGAAGGCAAUUACUUUGGGGAGAUCAGUAUCCUGAACAUCAAAGGGAACACCUCCGGCAACCGCAGGACUGCGAACAUCAAGAGCAUCGGCUACUCUGACCUGUUCUGCCUCUCCAAGGAGGACCUGGGAGAUGCUCUGACCGAGUACCCCGACGCCAAAGCUCUUCUGGAGGAGAAAGGACGUGAAAUCUUACUGAAGAUGAACAAGCUGGACGAGGCCCUGGCCGCGGAGCUGGUGGCCAAGCAGCAGGAGCUGGACAACAAGAUGAGGAGGCUGGAGGUGAAUCUGGACUCCCUGCAGACCAAGCUGGCCCGGUUACUGGCCGAGUUGGAGUCCAGCGCUGUGAAGAUGUGGCAGAGGAUUAAACGCCUGGAGUGGGAGAUCAGCCUGUGGGAGGAUGAGACCCCGGACAGAGCUGUGGAGGGAAAGUGACCACACAGCAGACCCACAGAACUUUGGGGCAGAUGUAUUAACCUGGAGAAGGCAUAA
Messenger RNA from Pseudophryne corroboree (corroboree frog), 2040 nucleotides. It is a transcript of the gene CNGA4, whose product is annotated as cyclic nucleotide gated channel subunit alpha 4. The coding region runs from base 283 to 1983 and encodes 566 amino acids. Gene Ontology annotation, molecular function: protein-containing complex binding; cGMP binding; intracellularly cGMP-activated cation channel activity. The transcript is spliced from 5 exons. The record is from RefSeq and is a predicted model, not a curated record. Lineage: Eukaryota; Metazoa; Chordata; Amphibia; Anura; Myobatrachidae. Gene Ontology annotation, cellular component: plasma membrane; intracellular cyclic nucleotide activated cation channel complex. Gene Ontology annotation, biological process: potassium ion transport; monoatomic cation transmembrane transport.